Messenger RNA from Ectocarpus sp. CCAP 1310/34, 2419 nucleotides. NCBI's taxonomy places the organism in Eukaryota, Phaeophyceae, Ectocarpales, Ectocarpaceae. The record is from the annotation of a GenBank genome assembly.
UGCCACCACCUGCCAAGCUUUCUGAAAACGCCUGCCACACCAAACCACCGGAGACAAUGAGCUAUGGAAGGCACGGAGGCUCGGACCAGCGAGGGAGCGGACCUCCUAACAUUGACGGCAUGGUGACGCUGAAGGUGGACAACAUCGCCUUCACGUGCUCGCCGGAAGAGCUGCGGGAAGUCUUCGAGGGCUGCGGGAAGCUGGGGGACGUGUACAUUCCGCGCGACAUGAGGACCGGCGAACCGAGGGGGUUUGCGUUUGUCCGAUACCUGGACAAGCGCGAUGCUGACGACGCCGUCGACAGGCUUGACGGCACGAGGUUCAACGGCCGCGAGCUGCGGAUCCAGUACGCCAGGAAACGCCGUCCUGGUGGUGGUGGGAGUGGCGGAUAUGGAGGCGGUGGCGGCGGUGGAUAUGGCGGCGGUGGCGGCGGUGGAUAUGGCGGCGGUGGCGGCGGUGGAUAUGGCGGCGGUGGCGGCGGUGGCGGCGGUCACUACGAUCGUGGCGGUGGCGGCGGCGGGCGCGACGACAGGAGGGGAGGCCGUAGCCGGUCCCCUCGCCGUAGAUCCAGGAGCAGGUCUCCCCCUUCUCGCCGCCGCCGCCGCAGCAGCCGGUCCCGCUCUCGCUCGCCGGUCUCCCCGGGGGACGAUCGGAAGGAGCGCAGGCGCCGCUCCCGCUCACCAAACCCUGGCGGAGGCGGGAGCAGGAGCGGGAGCCGAAACAGGGGGCACGGCGGCGGCGGCGGGGACCGCAGGGAGGAGAGGGACGGACGGAAGAGCCCCAGGGACGACGAUGGUGGCCGCGGCGGCGGCAGCAGGGGCGACGCAGACAGGUAUGGCGGCGAGAGGCGCGGCAGCGAAGCCCCCAGGCACGGCGGCACAGACUAACUCGGCCCCUUAACUCAACACCGCGGCCCAACGCGUGAACAGUCCGCAUCCGUGAUGUGCAACGAGGCUACGCAACACGAUAGCUCCAGCAACAACAGAGUGUAGCCACGAGCCACAUGGGAAAGAGCUGCAGUACGCCACGUACAUAACGCCGGGGUUGUUUCUUGAGGAGCUUCAAGUAGUGCAGUGGUCAUGGGGUUGGUUUAAAAGCUUUCCACCCAAAGUGGGAGAGCGACUUUUCAAGUAGCCCGCCUCGGUUGUUUACGUUUUUUGCUAAUAUCGGCUUACGUACGUCCUCCACGCUUGGAACCUGAGUUGCGUUUGUUUCCCACGCCAGUGCGAAGGAGGUUUUGUUUUCCUAGCGUCUCUUGGUUGUCUAUUUCUCAUGUGGAGUGCUAGCCGUCGAAGACAUGUCCCCCAUGUUUUGGCCAGAAAAGAGGUGGCCCGCAGUUUUCUGAUCGGUGAAAAAUAACUUGCGGCGCCACAGACGGCGUGACGUGCCACCACUCUUUGGCCAAGUAGGGAGAAACCGAUGCACAGACAGAAGUUAGGCGUUUUUUUUGUGCUCUCCCGGUUGUCGGAGGCUUGUUAGAGUGGGAGUGGGUAGGGUAUGGUCAAGCAGAGUGUGAAAUAUAAAGGAUUUGGAGUACUUUUUGGGUGAGCCAUUCAACUAUGCAAGCAAGUGGGGCAGCUGCAGGCUUAAAACGGGCCGCCGAGAGGGGCAUUCGGGGAGAGGGAGGUGAGGGUUUUCUUUUUUUCCGCAAGGUGAGUUCGAGGAACUGGUAUUGGUGCAGAACAUGUUUCGAACGUCCAGGCGUACCAACAAAAAGCGCGCCUCGGCUAUUGCAGCCGAUGGCAGUGUCUGUCGUCAAUGAAGCGUUGUGCAGUUAGCGUGUUUGCGUUUUAGGGCGGAGUAAUGAACCGGGUUUGAGCGCUCGGAUUUCGACCAAUCAGAAUCCCGGGACGACCAAAACACGUCGAGGGCUCUAAAUAGAUGACAUCGCAAAGGGAAAACUGUGGGUGAAGUUCUUGGCACCUUGGUCCACGCUACCAUCACAGCAAGGGCGUUUGAUUGGCUAGGGGAUACCAUUCGUUACGCACACAAGGGUGCGCCAGCUAUCCAUGCGCAAUUGGAAGAAAUGUUGGGGCCGUCGAUGACAAAAAAACGUACGUGGCCAAAGUUUAGUUUAGGAUCUCGGCUGCGAGGGCGGGGAACGAAGCGAUGGAGCGGGCGAUGGCAUCCUUGAUCUCCAUCAUCUGUUUUGUUGUUGAUGUAGUUGAGAACGCAUCCUGGAUCUCCUUCUGUUUGGGUGUUAAAAAGAGUGGCGUCGUGUUUAGUUGGAUCUCCCCCAAGAUGGCGGUGGUGUAUUGUGUCUUCGUGUCGUCCUCGGACCUACACUUAUUUGUACGAUGCUCCCGAGACGCCCUGCUGAUCUCUUCGUUCCCUCUCUUCUCGUCCGCUACUACCCACCUCGACGUAGGCAGGCAUGCUUGCAGAGGGAACCGUUUGGACCGACUUGGGGUUGUCUGAC